Messenger RNA from Lizanozyma spartinae, 2685 nucleotides. RefSeq lists its product as uncharacterized. Gene Ontology annotation, molecular function: heme binding; nitric oxide dioxygenase [NAD(P)H] activity; FAD binding. Bases 1 to 2685 code for a protein of 894 amino acids. The record is from RefSeq and is a predicted model, not a curated record. Gene Ontology annotation, biological process: cellular response to nitrosative stress; nitric oxide catabolic process. The transcript has a single exon. Gene Ontology annotation, cellular component: intracellular anatomical structure. Lineage: Eukaryota; Fungi; Ascomycota; Pichiomycetes; Serinales; Debaryomycetaceae.
AUGUCUGCUCGUACUACUUACAUCUUGGAUUUCCAAGAUGUCAGAAAGAUAAGACAAACAUGGACGAAUAUUCAAAACAAUAAUAAAUAUCACAAGGAUCUUUUUGUUGCUAGAGCAUAUGCAAACUUAAUUGCAGGAAGUCCCUUCCUUAAGUAUAUUUUCACUAGCGAUGCUAUGAUGAGAGAACAUUCAAUGUUAUUUGGAGAAAUGUUGUCAUCUGUGGUUACAUAUCUUCACUCCCCAAUAAUGGUUAAUGAAUACUUGAUACAAUUUAUUAGUAAGAAUGAUGAUUUCAUUUCUAAUAUGGUCAAGUAUUUAGAACCAAUGGGAGUUGCUUUAACCCAAACUAUUAAACAAUGGAUAGGUAAUAUUGAUUCUGAGCUUGAAUGUGCUUGGGUGCAAUUAUACUUGUACAUUGCAGUUUUCAUAACUGACAACACUCACUACCCAGAGGCUGAUCUUUCCAGUGAAACUCAAAGCGUACUUGGAGAAGAACUUUCAGCUUCCAGUCCAAGUGGAGCUUCUUUCUCACCUUCCCCUUCCAGUUCUGAAAAUGAAACUGAAGAUGUUCAACCAUUAAACAUCAAGAGACUGAACACUUGGUCUUCAUCACCCCCAUCAGUUAUUUCUAGUGGGACUAGCUCUUCUGAUGGUUCUGGUAUUUUACACAUAGACUUGAGAAAGAAUGACAAGUACAAAGGGUUUAGAAGAGAUUCUAACACUAGUCUGUUUGAAGUCAAGAUUCCUACUAGCAGUACUACAUUUGAAAAGCCAACAAAGCCAGCUGACUUGAACGGAAUGUUAUCACCCAGAGCAUCUUCGCCUUCAAAUGCUUCAUUUGCAUCAUUUGGAACAGCCAUCAGUUCUGUCGGUCACAUUCCAUUUGAUCCCAGAGGUCAUAAGAAACACCACUCUCGUCAAACUUCAAUGACAGAAUCUUUCACUUCUGGAAUGGAAACCGAUGUUCCAGAAAGAAGAAGACCAUUCAUGUCUUCAGAUCAAUUUACAGACUACGAUGUCAAUUACGGAACUGCUGUCGAAGACUUAGAAGACUACAUGAGUAGUAAUUUUGCCAAUGGAAGCAGCAAUAGUGAUAAUGAUAGAAAUGAGAGAUCCAGUACCAUGAAUACUCUUAGUUCUGAAUCUAGUGGUGCCACACCAAAGUUCAAAUUCAAAAAGCCUGCUACCGUUAUUACUAAUGAUGACGACCUUGAAUUCAUUGAUAAGGAACCCAGAGGGUUUGGAUUUGAUCCCAGACUGAGAGGACAUAGAAGAACUAAUUCUAUAUCUGGCUCUUCAGACGAAAGUCCCUCACCAACCAGUUCGCAAUGGCGUAUAGUGGAUGAUGAGGAAGAUCCUUAUGCCGGGGAAAUUUCAAGUGCAAGAAUAGCUUCUAGACUGCCUCCAAGACUGUUGGACCACUCAUCGUUUGGACUUAAGGGUUUAUCAGUCAUUCAAGAAACAGAAAAUGAUGAUGAUGUCGCUAGUUCAAGAUACGAAGAGGAAGAAGUUUGUACAAGAUCGUCUAAUUAUAGUGGAGAUGUAAGCGGGACUGCAUCUAGCCACGAAGAAGAAAGUUCCGAGGCGUCAACACUUUCUUUACACAAUAGCGAUUACAGCCUAGCCAUGGAAGUUAAUAAUCUUUCUUCUGCUGGCAGUAGAAAACAACCUUCUCCUGUCUUGGAAUCAGCACCACUUGGUUCUUUAACUGCUCCAGCCAAAAUGAGUUCUAUUCAUUCGAGUACUUCAGGUGCUGAUACUAUUUCUGGUAGUCCCUCUACUCACACGGUUGCAACCGCAAUGUCGCAAGGGGUAUACAGAAAUAAACUGGCAUCAAGCAGCUCAUUGAUUGUUGGCACCAACGGCGGCUCCAACCAGAAACGCGUGUCCUUAGGAUUCAUGAGAUCCUCUUAUGUUUUGAAGAAGGAAAUGGAAAGUCAGCAUGGAAGUUCUGUGGGUUCAUCGCCCCAAACUAACCCAUUCCAUUCACCUGACAGAAGCGUAUCACUAACACUGCACGCGCGGAGUAGUAUAGACUUAACUGAAAACAUGUCUAGAAGCAGAUCCAUUGGUAGUUCGCACCCUAAGCGUUCAAAUCACAAUGAAUCUUCACUGUUGGACAAGCACAGCCCCACACAAUCGUUGAUCAACUUGGAUCCUCGUAAGGGUGGAUUUGCUCCCUGUGGUAUCAAUAACAAAUAUGCUAAAAAUUCGGUUCAAAAGAGUAUGGGAUGUGUUCCUAUUACUGAAGAAGUUGGUUUCAAAGAGAAAGGAUUAAAGGCUGCUUUUAUUGCACUCUUUUCUGGCGGAAGCAACAAGAGUCAUUUGAAGGCUCCUAAGAGCUCCCAUCACAAAUCACCAAUGCUUGACCAAUCCAUCAAAACAAUCAAACAGAAUAUUGAAUACAAUAAUAAAACUAUGGAGAAGCAGAAGAAGACAAGCGAAAAGCCCUUACCUCCAAAUCCUUCCGGAAAGCUCUACAAGUUAUCUACAAGCAGCAUUUAUUCAUUUAAGAAGUAUGCUGAGUCAUCCACGUCUGUUAACUCUAACGAUUCUUCUGUAUCUGGAUUUUCUUUCUUCAACAAGAAAAAGAAUGAACAGUAUGUUACUGCUGCAAGAUACACCAAGAGAAAUCCAAAGAAGAACAAGUACAUGGUUACAUCCACUCCUUAUAGUAUUCUUUGA